AUGGCAAAUUCUGAGGUAGUUAUAAGUAGCUGCAACUCUCCCGAAGAGGAAAAUCGCUGCAAUUUUAACCAGCAUACAGCUGUCUCGGAAGAACUUCUCUUAGAAGACCAGAUGAGGAGAAAACUCAAAUUUUUCUUCAUGAAUCCUUGUGAGAAGUUCUGGGCUCGAGGUAGAAAACCAUGGAAGCUUGCCAUCCAAAUCCUAAAAAUUGUAAUGGUGACAAUCCAGCUGGUCUUCUUUGGGCUAAGUAACCAGAUGGUGGUAGCUUUCAAAGAAGAGAACACGAUAGCAUUCAAACACCUCUUCCUAAAAGGCUACGUGGACCGAAUGGAUGAUACAUAUGCCGUCUACACACAAAGAGAUGUGUACGAUCAGAUCAUCUUUGCAGUGGAUCAGUACCUGCAGCUGCGCAACAUCUCCAUUGGGAAUCACGCUUACGAGAACAAGGGGACCGAGCAAUCGGCCAUGGCCAUCUGUCAACACUUUUACAAGCAAGGAAACAUCUGUCCCGGGAAUGACACCUUUGACAUUGACCCAGAAAUCAAAACUGAAUGCUUCUUUGUCGGGCCCGAUGAGCCCUUUCACCCUGGAGCACCGGAGUCCAGUAAGCUCAACUUCACGCUGGACUUCCACAGACUCCUCAAGGUGGAGCUGCAAUUUAAUCUCAAGGCCAUUAAUCUGCAGACAGUGCGCCAGCACGAGCUCCCCGACUGCUACGACUUUACUCUAACCAUAACAUUUGACAACAAGGCUCACAGUGGAAGAAUUAAAAUAAGUUUAGAUAAUGACAUUGCUAUCAGAGAAUGCAAAGACUGGCAUGUAGCUGGUUCAAUUCAGAAGAACACUCACUACAUGAUGAUCUUCGAUGCCUUUGUCAUCCUGACCUGCUUGGCCUCGCUCAGCCUCUGUGUCCGGUCUGUGAUCAGGGGGCUUCAACUGCAGCAGGAAUUUGUCAAUUUUUUCCACCUCCAUUAUAAGAAGGCAGUGUCCUUUUCUGAUCAAAUGGAAUUUGUCAAUGGAUGGUACAUUAUGAUUAUUAUUAGUGAUAUAUUGACAAUCAUUGGAUCGAUUCUGAAAAUGGAAAUCCAAGCUAAGAGUCUAACGAGCUAUGAUGUCUGCAGCAUAUUUCUUGGGACCUCUACUCUGCUUGUGUGGCUUGGAGUCAUCCGCUACCUCGGGUUUUUCCAGAAGUACAACCUCCUCAUUCUGACCCUUCAGGCAGCACUGCCCAAUGUCAUCAGGUUCUGCUGCUGUGCGGCCAUGAUUUACUUAGGCUAUUGCUUCUGUGGGUGGAUUGUGCUGGGCCCUUACCAUGAUAAGUUCCGUUCUCUGAACACGGUCUCUGAGUGCCUUUUCUCUCUGAUAAAUGGAGACGACAUGUUUGCCACAUUUGCAAAAAUGCAGCAAAAAAGUUACUUGGUCUGGCUCUUCAGCAGACUUUACCUCUACACAUUCAUCAGCUUGUUCAUAUACAUGAUUUUAAGUCUUUUCAUCGCACUCAUUACUGACACUUAUGAAACAAUUAAGCAUUACCAACAAAAUGGCUUUCCAGAGACUGAGCUUCGGAACUUUAUAUCAGAGUGCAAAGAUCUACCCAACUCUGGAAAGUACAGAUUAGACGACGACCCUCCAGUGUCUUUAUUCUGCUGUUGUAAAAAGUAACUCUCGAGCUUAUCUGUACCCUUGAGGAAAGUAAAACUUGCUGCUGCAUUGGGAGACCGUGUGGAUAUUUUAGAAUCAAGGGAGGUAUGGUCUAGGACCAGCUAUUAUUUUGAGCUAAUGGCUAUCACUCGGAAAUAUGCUUCUCUAUUUUAAAGUGAUUUAAUGCCUCUUUCGUCUUUAAAAACUGUUGAUGGUGGAGCCGUGGGAUUUUGCUCUUUCCUUUUGAUUUCCCCUAGCUUUAGAGUGUGCUCCUCGUGCCUCUCUUUGUCACUCUUUAGUCUAGCUCUGACACUUUUACUCUCUGCCCCAAGUGCUGAUUAUGUCAUCAGUGGGACCCUGGCCUGACAGUGAUGUCAGGCAACUCACUGAUCUUGACUGGAACCGUCUCUGAGAGAAGAGGGAUGGCUGAUGUGCAUCCAGCAGUCAGUGUAUUUUAAAAUUGUACCUUCUGGAAGAGCACCAGAAAGCAACAGCCAUCACCAAUGGGUGGACAGCUUAUUGGAUUGCUAUUUAGUUCUGCAGAGAAUUAGGCUUUGCUUCUUUCAGUGUUAAAGUGCAAAGCUGAAGGACUAUCUUGUACACACAGGACAAUUAAACCUCAAUACCAAAUGCAUACUCAAUGCAAAGAUGGUCAUUUUAUUAGUACUUUGAACAGUUUUGUGAAAACUAUGUGAUGUACUGUACCCUGUUUGGUGUCCAGAGCUCUAGCUUCAUGGGGAAACAUUCUCUUAACUCACAUUAGAAAUAUCUGGGGAAAAUAAUUAGGCUCCAAAUUUAAAACUAACUGGGCAAGUGGUCCUUAAAAAGACGCAGAAACAGUGUUCUUAGCCUCUCCUGCUUGUAGGGAAGUUGCAGCGGUUGCCGUGACGUGAAUGUCUGUGUACUAUUUAAAUGCAAAUGAUGUGCAAUAAAUGUUCUCAAAACAA
Molecule: messenger RNA, 2588 nt
Organism: Echinops telfairi (small Madagascar hedgehog)
Lineage: Eukaryota; Metazoa; Chordata; Mammalia; Afrosoricida; Tenrecidae
Gene: MCOLN3
Product: mucolipin TRP cation channel 3
Exons: 12
Coding region: 1-1662 (553 amino acids)
Cellular component (GO): plasma membrane; lysosomal membrane
Molecular function (GO): NAADP-sensitive calcium-release channel activity
Source: RefSeq, a predicted model, not a curated record